AUGAAAUUAUGUUUAUUGAAUAAAAAUUUAUAUGUAUAUUUAUUAAAAUAUAUAUAUGGAUUAAAUAUUUAUACAAUUAAUAUAUUAUUAAGUAUAAAUAAUGUUAGUAUUUUUAAUAUAUAUAAUAAUAAAUUUAAAAUUAAAUUAAGUUUAUACAGAUUGAAUAUAUAUUUAUAUAAAGUAUUGAAAUUAAAAAAAAAUAAUAUAAUAAAAAAUAAAAUAAAAAAAUUUAAUAUAAAAAAUGAAAAAACGUUCAUCAAUAAAAAAAAUAUGUAA
Messenger RNA from Plasmodium relictum, 276 nucleotides. The record is from the annotation of a RefSeq genome assembly. Lineage: Eukaryota; Apicomplexa; Aconoidasida; Haemosporida; Plasmodiidae.